This is a messenger RNA of Triplophysa dalaica, 7070 nucleotides long. It is a transcript of the gene dennd4a, whose product is annotated as DENN/MADD domain containing 4A. Bases 244 to 5358 code for a protein of 1704 amino acids. The transcript has 30 exons. Gene Ontology annotation, molecular function: protein binding. The record is from RefSeq and is a predicted model, not a curated record. Gene Ontology annotation, cellular component: cytoplasmic vesicle. Gene Ontology annotation, biological process: regulation of Rab protein signal transduction. Lineage: Eukaryota; Metazoa; Chordata; Actinopteri; Cypriniformes; Nemacheilidae.
GAGAAGGUUGAGGCACAGCCCACUAGCGUGCACUGUUAUUUGGCGAUUUCAUGAAGGAGGAAUAAUUCAUUUAUCUGACGAAAAAUGGGUGGAAAUACAUAAACCCUUCUUCUGUCCCGUGAUUAAUAAUCUUUGGUUUUAAUCAGAAUAACGGUGCGCGUUUCAAUGAGCGUGUCCUCUGCAUCGUCGUCCUACUACUGAAACACUCUUAUUCAGGUCCUCCCUCUAUGGGGAUGAUAGAAGAUGGAGGAGAAAAGUCUACGUGUAGCAGACUACUUUGUGGUGGCAGGACUCACCAACUCUUCUAAACCCCUCGAGGAUGAUGUCCACCCCGAGGAUGGAAGUCACAGGAUCUCAGCUCAGCUUAAAGCUCCCAUCACCGAUGUGGCGGUAGUGAUGCGCUCUCUGGGGGAGGAGGUACCUCGAGGAUAUACCUGCAUUGAAUGCACUCCCUCUGGCCUGCCUGCAGAACUCAAUGGAGGAAGUCUUAUGGGGCCGCAGAUCUUUCUCUGCUAUAGGAGGGGCAGAGACAAACCGCCGCUUACAGACCUAGGUGUCCUCUAUGAGUGGAAGGAGAAAUUGAAGCCAGAUUGUAACAUUAUACAGACCACACCCUCUGGCCGCCCUGCUAAUAUCAGUAGCUCCUCCUCCCAAAGGAUCUACAUCACACACCGGCGUGCAUCUGAGAAUCACUCUCAUUCCACGCUGGCUGUCACAGACAUCUGUGUCAUCAUUCCCGGCAAGGGAGAGACGCCGCCACAUGCCUUCUGCAAAGUGGAAAAGAAUCUCAACAGUAGCAUGUGGGGAUCCUCUGUGUACUUGUGCUACAAAAAGUCUUUGGCCAAAACCAAUACCCUGGCAUUCAAAGCAGGUCUGCUGUCCCGAUAUCCCGAAGAGGACCACAAAUCUUUUCCUCUGCCUGAAUCUGUACCCCUUUUUUGUCUGCCAAUGGGGGUGUCCAUCGAGUGCUGGCCCUCUCACACCAAAUAUUCCCUCCCCGUCUUCUCAACAUUCGUUCUCACCGGCGCCUCUGGAGAGAAGGUUUAUGGAGCUGCCAUCCAAUUUUAUGAGCCCUACCCAGAGGAACAUUUGACUGACAAGCAGCGAUCUCAGCUGGGCCUUCUGGGUAAAGGGCUCAGGUCUGAUGGAUCUGUGACUGUCCACACCAACAAAAGCAUCUGCCUUCUUUCUCACUGGCCCUUCUUCGAUGCUUUCCGUAACUUCCUCACCUUCCUCUACAGAUACUCCAUCUCGGGUCCGCACACUUUGCCCAUUGAGAAGCAUAUUUCUCAUUUCAUGCACAAGGUUCCUUUCCCCUCCUCUCAAAGGCCACGGAUCCUGGUGCAGCUGUCCCCACAUGAUAGCCUAAUGCUGAGCCAGCCAAUUUCCUCUCCUCUCCCUCUGAGUGGUGGAAGACUCUCUACGCUGCUGUUAAACCUCGGACCUAAGAAUGCAGUAACACUGCUGGUGUUGGCUGUCACAGAACACAAAAUCUUAGUGCACUCCCUGCGCCCGGCCGUUGUGACUAGCGUUACAGAAGCCCUAGUGUCGAUGAUAUUUCCUUUCCACUGGCCGUGCCCGUACAUUCCUCUCUGCCCGCUGGCCCUGGCAGAUGUGCUCAGUGCUCCGUGCCCUUUCAUCGUAGGGGUGGACUCACGUUACUUUGACCUCUAUGAGCCCCCGACCGACAUUAGCUGUGUGGACCUGGACACCAACACUAUAACCCACAAAGAAGAGCGCCGAGCACUGACCUGGAAGAUCCUGCCAAGAAAAGCCUGUAAACAUUUGAUCAACACCCUCAGCAAUCUCUACCAGCAACUGGAUGAGGGUUAUCAGAUGAGACGUGAGGAAGGGCAGAUGGAGGCCUUCAUGACCGAGCGGGAACCUGGCAGUGGUGGGAAGACUUUGGAAACCUUAGAGAUGGAGAUUCAAGAGGCUUUCCUUCGCUUCAUGGCGGCCAUCUUAAAGGGCUACCGGCAGUACCUCUUGCCCAUCACGCAGGCUCCGUCUGAGAAAGCAACUGACGCCAGUUCAUUGUUUGAUCUGCAAGGCUUUUUGAAGAGUCGUGACCGAUCCCAUCAAAAGUUUUACUCCCUCAUGACAAAGACUCAGAUGUUCAUCCGUUUUAUAGAGGAGUGCUCAUUUGUCAGCGAUAAAGAUGCGAGCCUUGCUUUCUUUGAUGACUGCGUUGACAAGCUAUUUGGCACAGAGAAGGGAGGAAAGGUCGACAGUGAGAAACCCGAGGACACAAGGCUUAUUGAACUUGACGAAUCGCACCGUAGUGAGCACACGGUUUACAUCACCCCCCCAGAGCUGCCAGCACUGCCAGAGGGAGAGGAGCCACCUUUGGUGUACAGCUACAGUGGGUUUCCGGUACUGAACAUCCGACUCUUUGAACUUCAGGAUGGUCCCAGAGUCCCCACAGCACCUUCAGUUUUGAGACACAUCAGUCCCAUCAGCCCAGCUGCCAUUUUUAGACGCUCACAACAGGAGAUCAAAUCAGCCCAGAAGAUGGCUAAGACCUACUCCUCCAUCCCUCAGAUGUGGUCUAAGUGUCUUCUCCGGCACUGCAACGGCCUGUGGUUCAUCUCCUUGCCUGCAUACGUCAGCGCUUGCCACUCUAAAGUGCGGGUGCUGCAUACUGCCUACGAUGUGCUGAGGAACAUGCAGGACAAAAAGUUGCAGCCCCCAGAUGAGGUCUGUUACCGGGUUCUGAUGCAGCUGUGUGGGCAGUAUGGACAGCCUGUUCUUGCCGUUCGGGUUCUCUUUGAGAUGAAGAAAGCUGGUGUGCAGCCCAAUGCAAUAACAUAUGGAUACUAUAAUAGGGCUGUAUUGGAGAGCACGUGGCCAUCUUCCACCAGAGGGGGUUACUUCCUGUGGGGAAAGUUGAGAAAUGUGCUUCGGGGUGUGGUGCUGUUUAAACAAAUGUGGAGGAGACAGACCACCCACCCGAAAGACACCAAUCUGUCCGCAGAUGCCAGCGAUCUUGACAACGUCAGCCAUGGCAGUCUGGACAGCUCCAACGAUUUGGCAGAGCGAGCUUCUAUCGAUACCGACUUCACUAAAAUGGAUUCCAGCGAUGACAGAUCCAGCACAGGCGGCCAGUCGGAUCAGGGUUAUGACUCUCUGUCUAAAGAGGAGGUGAGGUUAGGAGGAGUUGAGGAGCAUAUCUCAUCUCCCGACAUGAAGGAGAAGGACAGAAGCCCAUUGUGUCAGAUGACGCCCUUGAAAAAAGAAAACUCCUCCCCAGUGCUUGGUUUCCAUCCAUCCGCAUCCAACGUACAAUCCAGCGGUGUCUUCUCUAAAGCCCUCCCAAAAUCCAAAAGGCCAAACUCUCUGGAUAUCUUCGGAGAAAGACCUGUUAGGCCCAGCACACUAGAUUUAACCCCAGAAAACACAGUAGGCAAAAAACAAGCAGUGGGGGGCGUCAUGAGCCCACCUAAACUCGCUGUGGAGAGGACUGUUAGCUGCAUGGUAGCCAUGGAGAAGGAGCACGUUGCCAUGGAGAGGAGUGUGAGCUGCAGCGAUGCUCUUGGGCAAACUGUAAAACGAACAGGGAUCGAAGCAGGAUUUGAUCCUCUCUCCCUCAUGGCCGCUGAGACCAAAGACCACAGUGAGGGGGACAAUGCGGACACCCUCACCGCUCGACGAGACCUGGCUGAAGAGAUUCAACACUACAUGAACAACCUAAGUAGCCCGAUAAGCCAGCGGUCUCUCAGCGUGGAGCUGAAGGGACCCCAAACCCCUUCUCCUCAUAGCUCUCCACUCAUGUCUGCAGCGGUCGGCUCUCCCAUCACCUCUCAGCUUCAACCUCAGCCACGAACCAGACUCUUCUCUUCGCCCUCCCUCCCUCAAGGGCGUGCCCGUAGGGCCAGGGAACCACGGCCCAACUCCCUGGCCUCUCCCUCUUCACCUUCUCAUUCCACUUCAUCCUUCUCCAUGGACUCUCUGCUCACCCCGACAUUGGACGUGUUCAAGAGCAGCUUCCUGUCUGCAGGAAAGGGCGUCGCUGAGAAAGCCAGUCGCCUGUAUUCGCGACUUUCCUCACAGACCUCCAUUGCGCAGGAUUUGAACUCGGACCAGGUCAGCGUGUCCUCGCUCGGGUCAGUUGACCCUGAGUGCUCUUCUCUUAUUGAGAGUGAUUCUGGCGUGGACCCCGACAGGCUUUCUUCUCCCCAGCGGGAUGGAGCUCAUCCCAUCACGCGGCCCAGGAGAAGUCCUAACAGGAUAAAAACCAGCAUCGAAAGCCCGUCCACACCGGCUCGACUCUUCCGCCAAUCCUCCCUCACUGGAUCAUCUUUGACGUUAAUGAAAGCUCUGCAGAGUCCAGAUGUGGGUGCAGAUUUGAACCUCGCUCAGAUGGGGCAGAACUAUGAUAUUGAUGUACGGAUGUCCAGUUGUUCACGCUGUAACACCUGUGAGUGUUUGGUGUAUGAUGAAGAGAUUAUGGCCGGUUGGACAGCUGACGACUCCAAUCUCAACAGCACAUGCCCGUUUUGCGGCUCCCCAUUUCUGCCUCUGCUUAAUGUGGACAUCAGAAACCUGGGAGACCAAGAAACUCAAGACUCUCAUACUGUCCAGACAGAUGAAAAUGAGGAUAUUUCAGAAGAUCAAAAUGCCACGAGAAAACCAAACAGCAAUGGCAAAAAAGACCCUGAGCCAGUAACUGUUCCCUAUCUGAGUCCUCUGGUGCUUUGGAAGGAACUGGAGAGCUUACUGGAGAACGAGGGCGAUCAGGCCAUCUCAUCCGCAUCCAUUGUGGAUCACCACCCCAUCGUCUUCUGGAACCUGGUGUGGUUUUUCCGUAGGCUGGACCUACCCAGCAGCCUGCCAGGACUCUAUCUGAGCUCCAAACACUACAACAGAGAUGCUCAGCCUCUGCAAAGCUGUGUGUCAGAAGAUAGCAAGAAUGUCUUGGUCCAGAUCCUUUGGGACAACCCUAGACUGCAUCAGGACCCUAUCCAGCCCUGCUACUUGCUCUGGAAAUCAUAUUGUGCAAAUCCUGCAGUAUCUGCUGCUGUGUGGGAAGAGGAGCAGGCGAUGAGUCUAGAGCUGCUGCAGAGCGUCGUGAAGAGCAUCCAGAAGAAUGAUGUCUACCACCCCAUGAGUCAAAUACUGCAGCUGAUGGGCACUAGACUGGGCUUUGUCAGACAACGGAGCUUAUAUAGAGACAUCCUGUUCCUGUCAUUGGUGGCUUUGGGCAAGAGUAGCAUCAAUAUUGAUGCAUUUGACCGCGAAUACAAAAUGGCGUAUGACCGGUUGACUCCCAGCCAGGUCAAGAUGACCCACAAUUGUGACCGACCACCUAGCGCUGGAGUCAUGGAGUGCAGAAGAACCUUCGGGCUGCCUGUCCUGUGACUUCACCUUUAUUAAUCUUCUCAUUCCUCUUUCUUUCCUCGCAUUCAUGGCACAAAGUCAUCAAGACAUCCUGGAGGUCCAAGGUCCAGCCAAAGAAGGAACGCUUUCAUUCGUGUGAUCCUGAACAUUUAUUGAAACCAAAGCUACCUCUGGUUCUCAUGUGGUCCCAUGUAGAGACUGUCCCUGGCUGUCUCUGUGAUUGUUUUGGCACAGGUCUAGAAUGCUUUUCUAUGUACAUUAUCCAUUUUAUCACCUGCUUUCCUUAACAUUUGUUCUUCCAUCUGUCUCAACCCCUCUCAGACGCUUUUGGGCCACAUUUAAAUCCUUUAGCACCAUUCAGGUAAACUUGAGGUCAUUGUAGAAUAGGAGCAAUAGCAUUGUGCUCAGGUCAUUUUAUCACUCCAUCAGUUCAUACAGAGUGAAUCGUGGAGUGGAUGUGCGACCACUAGCUGUAAAACAAUCAAACUUCAGUCACAAUAUUUACGCGUAGUAUAGAAGCACAAUAAACAACCCCACAACACACAGUCCGCUGGGAUCUAUGGGCACUUGUAUACAGCGUAACGCCUACGGAGAGACUUUUGUGUACAUAUGUGUAUUAUUAUUUUAAAUAUUUGUAUGAUACAGUUAUUUUUUAAGACAGAAAUUUGUUAUAACUGAUGUGUCUCCGUUUGUAAAGAAUAUGGUGUUUGUUGUGUACAGGUUUCAUUUUGAGUUGUGUUCGAUGUUCUGGUCCUGGGGACCAGUGGUGGUUGACUGUCAGUAUUAAUAUGGAUUUAACUCCUGAGGUACAGAACUGGACCAAAUAUUCUUUCAUGAGUUGUACGUUUAGUGGGAUUUUGAGGUGAGAAAUGCCUUAUCUUGGGCUGGACCAAUUAUGUACAAACAUUAUAGAGACAAAUUAUAACAGGGUAUAAAGUGUAAGGAAGUAUAUAAGUAUGAGGUAAAGGGUAAAAAUUGACUGUUUUUUGAGACUACGCUUGACCUGUCUACGCUACUGUAGAACUCAUUUUUUUUAACAUUUAAUUUAUAUUGUACAGUAAUCGUCAUGAUACAAAUUACACAAAGCCGAUGAGCAUACAAACACUUCAUUUAGUGUAAUUCUAUCUCUUAACAUAUAGUAACUGGAACCGUUGUAUUUGAAUACCAUUCAAUAAUAUCAUUGUUAAUCGAAGUUGCACUUUGAAUGUGUUUGGUUGGAGAGUUUCUGAAUUGUAAAAGCUCCUGAUAAGCGUACCAUAAGUUUACCAUCAUAUGUGAAAAAACUGUAUAUGUAUUAAUACACAGUGAUGCAUUGAUGUUUAUGUCCGGAGUGGGAAAACAACGGAUAAUACUGCCCCAUGUAGGAUGAUUUUUUUUACAAAAGUGUUAUUUUGUUUAGUGACCUGAUGCUGUGUAAAACUACACAUUUAAUACAAACGAAAUAUAUUAGUAUUCUGCUGACAAUGUAGGAGCAGUUUUUCUAUCACCUGCUUUGUUAGAUCAUUUGGCAUAGUGUAGUGAAAAACUGAUCUAUUUCAUGGUAAGCUCAUUUAAAGCUGGUAAUGUGCAAGAUGGUUAAUUAUUUGUUUGUUUUUUAACAUGUUAUGUUAGGGCAAUGUGCUUUACAUAUCACUCCUUUUGUUACUUCUAUUUAUAUUUGUAUAUAUCAUUUUGUCAGAUCUGAGCCAGAUCAAAUGUUUAGAACUGUAAAUAAACAUACGGUACUCAAACCA